Molecule: messenger RNA, 2271 nt
Organism: Blepharisma stoltei
Lineage: Eukaryota; Ciliophora; Heterotrichea; Heterotrichida; Blepharismidae
Source: the annotation of a GenBank genome assembly
AUGUUUCAGCACGCUUUCCAAAAUGGCCCAGCAGUCGAAGUCAUAAACUCAGGCGAAAAAACACCUCAAUGGGUCAUCAACAAGUCCAAAUGAAAAUCCUUCGAUAAAUCUGUAAAAGGUUACAUCAUUACCUUAGAUUCCCAUACAGCAAAACUCCAAUUUCCAAGUAAUGAAAGGCAAUCUCUAUCUCUCGUGCAGCCUUAUCUUGUUCUUCAAAUCUUUUUAAUCCCAGUGCAGUCAUUUACACUUGAAUUAGGAUUAACAGAUAUCAGCGGCUCCAAGAGGCGGCUAAUGUUCUCUUCUGCUUCAAAAGAAAUCAUAUCUACACCUUUGCAUGCAAGAAUCCCAAAUGGACCUUUUUUAAGAGGGGUCUGGGCUAAUAUUUCUAUUGAUCUUGUAGGGUUUGUGAAUGCUUGCUUUCCUGGAAGUACUUUUAGGUCAUUAGAUUCAAUUACUAUACAUUCAUUCUGUAAAAUCAGAAAAGUUUUCACGAUGAAAAAUCCGAUUUUCGAUACAAGUGAUGCAGGAACUCAUAUGGAUGGAGCUGAAAUGCCACCUAAAAAUUUUGAGUUUCCUCCAGGAGUGCAAUAUGUGAACCAGCUGAUUGUUCCUGCUAUGGUUGUGGCAAUGGAGCUUGAAGCGCCAAUUGAAACACCAAUUAAAUCAAUUCCUAAGAAAACUUGCUCCGAGGCGCACUCAUUAUGGAGCAGAUAGGACCUAUCCUGAAAAACGGGGCCUCUGUCCCUUUUGGAAGUAGGCCUUAAGGUUUGGGCAUGCCUUGCCGAAGAGGGAAAUUUUGUUUCUCCCCGGGGGUUUCCCUGUCCCUGCCAGAUGAGCUAGACAGGCUUUGCCUAAAACAUGGCCCUUUCUUGCAGGGACCAGCGGGACACUCUUCAGUAGUGGCUCUGCCCCAUGGAGCUAAUCCCCUGGACUGGUGGUUCAGGUCGGAAAUUCAAGAUGGUGGCCUUCCAUUUUCUAAUUUGAACUCCAAGGUCUCUCUUUUGGAGCCGAGAUAGGCAAAGGCUAGUAGGUUGCCCGCUUAUGGCUAAUUAGCCAUUUAAUUUAAGAAAACUUGCUUACUCUCCUUCCACCCCUUUAAGAGCAAGCCAAAAAUUUUUUGAUGUAAGUUUUAUAUACAUUAAUAUAUUUAAUUAACAAUUUUUGUAACGAGAUCUCUAAUUAAUUGUAAGAUAGCUUGCAUUCUAAAACUUAAAUUUGAUAAAUUAAAUUAGAUUAUUCUUUUAAAUUAGGAUUUUUUAAAAUCUGAAAAUUUUUAAUAAUGUAUAUAAAAAUCGUUUUUUAAAAAAAAUUAUUCCCUUUUUUAAAGGGGGUGAGCUAGCAUUUGGGACGAAAAUUCCAGCAAAUACAGCGCCGACCUUAAAGCAAAUUCCAAAGAAAGAGCCUCGAACUGCUUCACCUCAACGGAAACAAACAUCAAACACUUCAACCUCAUUUUUUUCAAAACGUGACAACAAUACAGCUAAAUUAAUCCCAGACACUCGCAGCCCAUCUAAAAUUUCAGGCACCUUUGAGCGUGUUACCACCGAGAGUUUUGCUAGCAAAAACUACAACAGAAUCGGUUCAGCUGCUUCAACUCGAUAUGAUGCUAAAGAAGACAUAAUAGAACAAGAAGAAAUUCUAGAAGCCAAUGAAGAAGAAAAAAAAUCCAAUAAAUCUCCCAGUCCAGCGCUUAAAAACAGUUCUCAGCGAUUUUCUGAUUUUUCUGAAUCUUUUAAAUCAGAUGAAAUUGAAUCAGAAUAUUCAAAGCAGCUAUCCUUUUCAAACCCCUUAGACGAUAUGGGCGACGAAGAAAUAAAAGAAGACCCUAGCACUACUGAAAAUUCUAUAUUAAAAUCAGCUCAGAGAAAAUUGACUAAUUAUAAUCAGCCUUCAUAUGGGGCUGCAGCACAAUCCAUUGAAGAAGAAAUUGAUGAGGAGAGAUAUAAUCCUAAUAUUUAUACUCAAAACUCAAUUGACCAUAACUUCUAUCCAUUUGCAAAAGAAAACAACAGAGAAAGUGAUUCUCCAGUGCCUCAUCCUACCUUUUAUGCUCAAGGUUUAAACGAAGCAACACAGGUAAGGCCUUUUACUCCACCUUUCGCUGGGCUAUCUUCAAUGAGAAAUAUAAAAGCUUCAUAUGAAGAAGAACAACAAGCUGAAAUUGAAGGUGAAGGCGAAGGCGAAGAAGAAGCAGUGGAGCUUGUGUAUGAUCCUGUGCUCAAAUGCUACUAUGACCCUAGCACACAUGAGUAUUAUGAGGUAAAUGAUUAG